Messenger RNA from Archocentrus centrarchus (flier cichlid), 4575 nucleotides. RefSeq names its product PHIP subunit of CUL4-Ring ligase complex. Gene Ontology annotation, molecular function: protein binding. Lineage: Eukaryota; Metazoa; Chordata; Actinopteri; Cichliformes; Cichlidae. Bases 1 to 4575 code for a protein of 1524 amino acids. The transcript has 30 exons. Gene Ontology annotation, biological process: regulation of cell shape; regulation of transcription by RNA polymerase II; cytoskeleton organization. The record is from RefSeq and is a predicted model, not a curated record. Gene Ontology annotation, cellular component: nucleus.
AUGGCCGUCAGCUAUGAGAACACCAUGAUUGCCGCUGGCUCCUGUGACAAGACCAUCAGAGUGUGGUGCUUACAAACCUGCGCUCCUCUGGCUGUCCUGGAGGGACAUGCAGCCUCCAUCACCUCACUGCAGUUUUCUCCUCUCUGUAGCGGCUCCAAGCGCUACCUGUCCUCCACCGGAGCUGAUGGCACCAUCUGCUUCUGGCAGUGGGAUGCACGCACACUCAAGUUUGGGUUUGUGAGCGGCAGCAGGGAUGGUACAGCUCGAAUCUGGCAGCUUCACCCUCAGGGCUGGAAGAGCAUUCUGCUGGACAUGCAGACCAAAUUACCCGGGAAAUACAACCCUCCACCGCUGGAAGACAAGGUGACCAAGCUUAAGGUUACCAUGGUGGCAUGGGAUCGCCAUGACAGCGCAGUGAUAACGGCGGCCAACAAUCUGACGUUGAAAGUGUGGAACUCCAUCACCGGAAAUCUGGUCCAUGUCCUCAUGGGUCACGAAGAUGAAGUGUUUGUUCUGGAGCCACAUCCCUUUGAUCCAAGAAUCCUCUUCUCAGCGGGGCAUGAUGGGAACUGUAUUGUGUGGGAUCUGGCCAGAGGAGUCAAGAUCCGCUCCUAUUUCAACAUGAUUGAGGGCCAAGGGCAUGGAGCACUGUUUGACUGCAAAUGUAGUCCAGAUGGGCAGCACUUUGCAGCCACUGAUUCCCAUGGUCACCUGCUCAUCUUUGGCUUUGGCUCCAGCAGCAAGUAUGACAAGAUAGCAGAUCAGAUGUUUUUCCAUACGGACUACCGGCCACUGAUCCGGGAUGCCAAUAACUACGUGCUGGAUGAACAAACUCAGCAGGCGCCACACCUAAUGCCCCCUCCCUUCCUGGUGGAUGUGGAUGGGAAUCCACAUCCCCCAAGAUACCAGCGGCUGGUGCCUGGCAGGGAGGGCUGCAGGGAUGAGCAGCUGAUUCCUCAGAUGGGGGUCACUUCAUCAGGCCUGAACCAAGUGGUGAGUGAACAGGCAGUGGAUGGUCUCAGUCCUCUUGAUACCAUGAUUCAGAGGCUGCAGCAGGAACAGGACCAAAGACUGGGAGCCAAUGAUGUCUCUGCCGCUGCAGCAAACACUAGGGCCAGGAGAGGAUCGGUGGGUUCCCCCACGGAGGUGCAGUCCCCGCCCAACGUGGGUCUUCGACGCAGUGGGCAGAUUGAGGGAGUCCGUCAGAUGCACAGCAAUGCCCCUCGAAGCCAAAUGGCCACAGAGGGAGAUCUGGUGGCCUGGAGCCGCAGGGUUCUUGUCCCUGAGCUUGAAGAAGCCUCUGUCAGGAAACAAGUGAACUGGCGUGAAGCUAAAGGAGAGGAAGAGAUCAAUAUUUAUCAAUCAGAGAGGAGAAGACGUACUCUCCACUCUCUCCCCAAGGAGAGCAGGGUUCAUCCGACAUCAGAGUGCGUGGUAGACGAAGGGAGGAGGAGUCAGGGUAACCAUGGCUAUCACACCCGUGCUGCCAUGGAGGAGACAAGCCGGCAGAGUGCUGAGGCUGCUGAUGAGGAUGAUAGCACCUCAGAGGGAGAGGUGGAGGUACGGCAAAUCAACGGGCACUCCUCAGAGGAGGAGAAGGAUGAAGAAGAGAAGGAGCCCUGGCCAGAUGACCACAGUAGUUCAAGUGAUUACUCCAGCGAUUAUUCGGACUGGACAGCAGAUGCUGGGAUCAACCUUGAGCCGCCCAAGAAGAGCGUUAAAGUGAAAAAGAAAAGCAGCGGCUCAGAGGAGGAUGGGGAGAAGAAGAGGGAGGGGAAGAAAGAAAGGAAGAAAGACAAACCAGACAAAGAUGGUGCAUUACCAAAGAAGAAGAAGCCAAAGGAGAAGAGGAAGAGGACACAAUUCCAAGAGCAAGGGCUAACUCUGGAGGAAUGGCUUCCCUCUGCCUGGAUCACGGACACGGUCCCCCGGAGGUGUCCUUACAUACCCCAGAUGGGAGAUGAGGUGUACUACUUCAGACAGGGCCACGAAGCUUAUGUGGAGAUGGCCAAACAGAAAAAAAUUUUCAGCAUCAAUCCUAAGAAGCAGCCCUGGCACAAGAUGGAGCUCCGGGAGCAGGAGUUGAUGAAGAUAGUUGGCAUCAAGUAUGAGGUGGGUUUGCCCACACUGUGCUGCCUGAAGUUGGCGUUUUUGGACCCCGACACUGGAAAAUUAACCGGGGGAUCCUUUUCUAUGAAAUACCACGACAUGCCUGAUGUAAUCGACUUCCUGGUGUUGCGGCAGCAGUUUGACAAUGCCAGAAAAAGGCAGUGGCGUAUAGGUGACAGGUUUCGGUCAGUGAUCGAUGAUGCCUGGUGGUUUGGGACAAUUGAGAGCCAGGAGCCCUACCAGCCCCAGUAUCCUGACAGCUUGUUCCAGUGCUACAAUGUCUGCUGGGAUAAUGGAGACACUGAGAAGAUGAGUCCUUGGGAUAUGGAACCCAUCCCUGAUGAUGCCACGUUCCCGGAUGAGCUGGGCCAGAGUGUUCCGUUGAUUGAAGAGGAGCAGAAGGAGCUGCUGUAUGUCCCUCUGGACGGAGAAUGGGGGUGCCGCACACGUGCCGAGGAGUGCGAACGUAUCAUCAAAGCCAUCGACCAGCUCUGCACGCUCGAUGUGGCAGCGCCGUUUGCCUUUCCAGUGGACCUGCAAGCUUACCCCACGUAUUGCACAGUAGUGGCCUACAUCACUGACCUCAGCACUAUACGCCAAAGGCUGGUGAACCGCUUCUACAGACGGCUUUCCUCUCUGAUGUGGGAAGUUCGCUACAUAGAACACAACGCCCAGACGUUCAACGAGCCGGGGUCAUUCAUCGUCACCACCGCCAAGUUUGUCUCUGACCUCAUGCUGCAGUUCAUUAAGGACCAAAGUCUGACAGACAUCAUGCCGCUCUAUAAAACUAUGAAGAAGGCAACCUUCUCUGACUCUGAAGAUGAGGAUGAUGAGGAAGAGGAUGAAGAUACUAAUACUCCUGGAACAUCCACACGAAAUCAUAAGGGCCGUCGACCCAUGCAGCGUCAACUGCGAACUCGGCCUCAUUCAUAUGACCCUCACGCAUGGAAGGGACGCUGUAAAGGGCUGCUGGAUCUCAUCUUUCAGUGUGAAGACUCAGAGCCCUUCAGAGAACCUGUAGACCUACAAGAGUACCCGGAUUACCUGCAAAUAGUUGAUUCACCAAUGGACUUUGGCACUGUUCUCAACACACUGACAGAAGGAAAGUACCAGACUCCCAUCGAGCUCUGCAAGGAUGUCAGGCUCAUUUUUAGCAAUUCCAAAGCCUACACGCCCAGUAAGAAGUCUCGGAUAUAUAGUAUGAGCCUGAGGCUUUCUGCACUAUUUGAGGAGCAUAUCAGUCCCAUCCUGGCCGACUACAAAGCCAUCCACGGCCUGACAGAUAAACUGACCAAACAAAGCACCGACAGACAGACACGACACGUAAUGAAGAGGAGGAGGAGGAGAAGCGACUCUCCUGCGAGCAGCACUGCAUCCAGCCCAGAGAGGAAGAGACGCGUAUCAUCCAGAGUGAAUGCAAAGAAGGAGCCAUCGCCCGUCCCUUCACGGCCCGCCUCUCUGAGACAGAGCGCCCCUCUCAAACAGCCGCCUCAGCUGGUCAACGGCAAGGCAGAAACGCCAACUCCAGGGCGCACGCGCAGUGCUGCACGCAAUUCUACACACUCGCUACCCUCAUCAUCCUCCUCGCAUAACAUCACAAACAACACGCCGAGCAUAACAGAGUCGACUCGCUCGUUGCGGGCUCAUAACUCUGUGCCAGCUUCAUCAUCACCAGCUCCUGAGAAGGUUACACCCUCCCAACCCACAGAGAGUAGCGGUGGAAGCACUCGACGGAAACUCAGGACACCUGUGCGACACCCACCCGGUUCUCCUGUCAGCCCUUCAUCUCAUAGCACAGUCCACCUGAAUGGCCACAGUAGUCAUGUGACCCUGGGUGUGGGGAGAAGGGGGCGGAAAUCCAGAAUGGAGCCACCAGUGAGUCCUCCAGAAGUCUCAACCCCAGCUAGCCCUUCAAGACCGCGAGGUCGCCCGCCUGGCAAGAAGAGAGGCAGGAAGAGCAAGCAGGAGCUGGAGGACAUAAGGCAGAGCGGCAACCGCAGGAGCUCCACCCCUGACGACGAGCUCGACCAGUCCACAGGCGACGAAGGCGGCAUGUCUUCUGCACAGGAAGUGUUGUCGGACUCUGGCUUGGCAUCGACGCCUAGACGGCGCGGCCGGCCCCGAGCGGUAAGAACUGAGGAACCCGCUCCUCCUGCUGAGUCACCCGAGCCCUCGCCGCUGAGGAGGAGCACCAGGAGAGCAAACGAAGAGGGCACGCCUCCGCUCCAGACCCAACAAUCCAGCCGAAAAGAAUCUCCAAAGGAGGAGGAGUCAGGGGACGGGGCAGGAGGAUCCAUGCGCACACGCAACCAAGGCCGACGGUCAGCCUGGUACAUGGAGGAGGACUCUGAGGAGGAGCAGAGGCAGCUGCUGUUUGAGGACUCAUCAAUAACCUUUGGCACCUCCUCGAAAGGGCGUGUCCGCAAACUGACAGAAAAAGCCAAAGCCAACCUGAUAGGCUGGUAA